AUGGAUUCGAUUGAAAAGUUAAAGACACAGAUAUUCAGUGAUAACUACACAGAAAUCAACGACACAGUGGAUGAGUGCCUGGACAACAUCCUAAGCAACUACAACCACUCACAUAUGGUGGUUUUUGCAAGACUGGUGGAAAUGCUUGCUGAGGCGUGUCCAAGCAAGAAAACACAGCGAACACUAAUGAUAAUCGAUCUGAUCAAGUUUCCGCUCAAAAAGUCGAUUGAAAAUGCAACAGAAAGCAUAUGA
Messenger RNA from Ordospora pajunii, 252 nucleotides. RefSeq lists its product as uncharacterized. NCBI's taxonomy places the organism in Eukaryota, Fungi, Microsporidia, Ordosporidae. The coding region runs from base 1 to 252 and encodes 83 amino acids. The transcript has a single exon. The record is from RefSeq and is a predicted model, not a curated record.